Ostertagia ostertagi is the source of this 585-nucleotide messenger RNA. NCBI's taxonomy places the organism in Eukaryota, Metazoa, Nematoda, Chromadorea, Rhabditida, Trichostrongylidae. The record is from the annotation of a GenBank genome assembly.
AUGGAUGUUGCUGGGCGUGAUGUUACCCGAUGGUUACGACUGUUGUUGCGUAAAGAGGGCACCGACCUUCACAGAACUAGCGAAUUUGAAAUCGUUCGUGAAAUCAAGGAAAAGGCUUGUUACCUGGCAACGAAUGUCGUUAAGGAGGAAGCCAAUGAGAGCGACAAGCUUAUAUAUCCCUUACCGGAUGGGUCUCGCCUCGAGAUAGGAGCUAGCAGAUUCCGUGCUCCAGAGGUCCUAUUCCGACCGGAGUUGAUUGGAGAGGAAUGGCCGGGAAUUCCUCAGCUUGUGAACGACUCUAUCAAGAAAUGUGAUAUGGAUGUGCGAAAAACACUUUACGGAAGCAUAAUUUUGAGCGGUGGAUCCACGUUAUUACAAGGGUUUGGAGAUCGACUCCUUUCUGAGAUGAGGAAAAUUUCUCCGCAGGAUUUGAAAGUGAGGAUCACUGCACCACAGGAGCGUCUCUACUCCACAUGGAUUGGUGGAUCAAUUUUGGCUAGUCUGGAUACAUUCCGAAAACUAUGGGUCAGUAAGAAGGAAUAUGAGGACGAAGGCAAGAAAAUUCUCCAUAGAAAAUUCUUUUGA